AUGCCCGAAAUCACCUCAAACGGCACCAAAAAGCGCAAGCUCACUACUAAGUCUUGUGAGAGAGAUGCUGCCAUUAUUGAUUCGCCAAAUGAGACUCUUCCACCGAAAGCUCCUGGAAGAAGUUCUACAAGUAUUGCUCAAGCGGCUCAACCUAUCGAAAAUGCUCUGCCGGGUAUGGACUUCGUUCUUGCUGAAUUAUCUAGAUUACGAGAGCAAGUAGCAAAGUUGGAAAAUGGAAAUACUGCGGGUUCAAAAACCAAAUCGGGCUCGCCAGCUGUCAUCGACUUGACUGAUGACGACGACAAUACGACGAUUCCCGUGAAACUAGAGCAUGGAUUAGAUACCAAUGUUGAUCUCUAUAAUGCCACGCCUCUGCGGGAAACGGUAGAAGACGACAGGAGUAGUACCUUGAGUGCCGGCGAAGAAUUGGAAUCUUCAUCAUUGCCACGGCAAUCUACUGAAUCCACAGUUGAAUUUUUGGAGAGUAUAUAUACGAAAGAGUCUCGGAUAUCUGUCAUCGCUCAAUGGGGAAUGGCAAUGCCGGCCGUCGUCAGAAGGUUUCCAUCGAUAGAUUUACAGCUUCCCCCUCAAUCAAACACAGCGUUCUCUUACCACUUUCUGAAGAAUUGCCUCGGUGGAAGUUCCAUCGCAAAUUGCUGGUUUGAGUCGAAGGGAAUAGGACGAGCUUUGCAGGUACAUUUAUACGCGUUGCUAAAUCGCGAAUUUGACCCCCUCGUUCCUCGUAUUCCUGGCACACACGGUGUCCAGAUAACACCAGAGCUACAUUUCUCAACUAUCAAGCGAUUUCCUCUUUUCAUUCGUGAUAGCGAUCACUCGGGUUUUCAAUAUUACGGAACACAUAAAGUUAUGAAAUCUGACUUUCUCGGACACAACGAAAUGCUGGAAGUUCCUGAACAUGUCAAAAACUACUGGGAAAGUAGGCUUGGGAACCUUCCUACCUGUGGUUUGAAGUCUGGUCCGACCGUCGGAAUUUUGAAGAAAAUGUGGCCUAAAGUUCCAACCGGCUUGUGGGACGCAUCAAAAAAGGAGAUGACAAGCUAUACAAAUGAACGUGGUAACUUGGAGGAGGGCCUCGAAGUAUUAAGGAGAUCUAUUACAGACGAAGAGGCUCAAAAUCUGUCAAAAGAUGAGAUCUUAGUGGCUUUCGAAAGAAAUGAUCUUGAUGACAACACGGGUGUUUCAAUGUACUACGAGUAUCUCGAAUGCAUUGGUUGUGAUGUUGAUCUUUACCAAACAUUGGUGACCAAGAUGAAUGAGCUCUGA
This is a messenger RNA of Botrytis byssoidea, 1284 nucleotides long. RefSeq lists its product as uncharacterized. Lineage: Eukaryota; Fungi; Ascomycota; Leotiomycetes; Helotiales; Sclerotiniaceae. Bases 1 to 1284 code for a protein of 427 amino acids. The record is from RefSeq and is a predicted model, not a curated record. The transcript has 3 exons.